AUGGACACGAAAUUCUUCCCUUUCAUCGCCCCCCAAAACUUCACCUUUCACACACUCUCAAAAUCGCCCACCAUGAAUCUCCGAAACGGCAAAAGAACUGGUCGCCCUCAACCAAAAACACCAAAGACUCCGGAAACACCACAGUCCGAAGACUCUGUCGCUCCUUGUGUCAAGGAUGAUGUCCCCGGGGAGAAGGACCCGAAAUACCUGGAGGAUAUCGUGGCAGAGAAUGUUACAUAUCCUGUAUGUCGAGCCCUCUGGAAGUUCAUCUUGUCCCCUCUCUGGCAAUGGGUACUCCGACCAACUCUCUGGGAGUAUCUAUUACGUCCCGUUCUCUGGGAGAGAAUUCUACGACAAGGUCUCUGGGAGGGAUUCUCGCGACGAAUCAUUUUUGAUGGAGUAUUGAAACAGAUUCUUUUUCACGGACUAGUACAAAGCUUUCUUGGAGAGAGAGUGUUUCUUCCUCUAUACCAGAUGUGUGAGGUGUUGGUGUUUCCUCUGGUACAGAGAAUCUUUGAGGCGAUGGUGCACCCCCUAUAUCGGCAACUCGUACAGAAAUUACCUGCGUCCGCACGACGUAAAGUAAAGUCGAUGCUGUCUCCCAUUUACCGGGAACUGGAGGAUAUAUCAGGUCCUUUUCGAGAAAUGAUCUGGGACCCGAUACUGUACCCUCUAUUGAGCCAAAUACGCCCGGAAGAGCUGCUGUCGUUUCUCUUCGUCUUGCGAAUCUCGACCAAGAUCACUUUCGCCUCGGAUCAAGCAUACCUCUCUACACGCGGGUAUCGACCUGACACAGAAGAGUUUUCGAAACGUUCGGUUACAGAGUUUGGCCAGAUCCCUUUCCAAGACAAGUAUUCGUGGUGUUGGUUGCUUCAAUGGAUAGUAUGGAUUGUGUGGGCAUGA
This is a messenger RNA of Fusarium venenatum, 903 nucleotides long. RefSeq lists its product as uncharacterized. NCBI's taxonomy places the organism in Eukaryota, Fungi, Ascomycota, Sordariomycetes, Hypocreales, Nectriaceae. The record is from RefSeq and is a predicted model, not a curated record.